Molecule: messenger RNA, 1146 nt
Organism: Metarhizium acridum CQMa 102
Lineage: Eukaryota; Fungi; Ascomycota; Sordariomycetes; Hypocreales; Clavicipitaceae
Source: RefSeq, a predicted model, not a curated record
AUGCAUAGCGCAAAUGCAGCAAUAACAAUCAGCCUGCAACAGGAUCAGCCCAACAGCCCCCAAGCCGGUGCCAUGCACUUACACUCCCUCAAGACCAAUAAACAACCCCUCGUCCGUGAUAAGAUCCGAGCCCCGAUAGCCCUUGCUCAACUCGUACGCUCGGUAGAUGGACCGGCCCAGAAUCAGGGCAACUGCCAGUCCCAAAAACGACAGGAACAGCCGCACUCUCGGCGUCAGGGCCUGCGUGCCGGGAUCCCGAGCAUACCGAAUCAUGUAUUCUGCAAAGGCGACGACGAAGAUGAAAAUCACAACGACCUGCAGCACCAAGCCGGCCAUGGUGAUGUCGACCCCCGCAUCGCUCGACCCCUUACUCUGCGUGGAGAGCGCACCGCCCGCGGCUUGGAGCGCGAGGCAUAUCAAGUCGGCGGGGAUGAAGAUCCAGUAGAAGAAGUUGGGGUUGAAGGGAGAAAGUUGCGGCGCGAGAUGUCAGGGGACUCACGUCUUGGAGAGCGUCACGUAGAUGGCGGCCGUGUAGAAUACCGGACCCGUGGUGAUGAAGAUGAUUUGGAUGAGGAAGGCGAUGAAGUCGAACGGGCUCUUGUACAGCAGAAUACGCGGCGCGUAUCCGACAAUCUCGACGAGGCACCCGGCCGUCAUAAAGGCCAUGAAGCCCCAGAUACAUGCGCGCUAGAUCUAAACCCGUCACAUAAUCAGCCAUGUACCCCUUACUGUUACGAACGACACUGCACAAGUGUCGCUGAAGGGAAAGACAGGUGCAGCGAAUGUGCUUUGCGUGGUUACACCAGCUGCAAUCCGGGCGGAACGUCUUCGGAUGCUUAUAAUCGUGUCCUUCGCGAAAAGGAUCGUCUCGACAGAGAACGUGCUUCGGCCGAGGAGGAUUUGGAGCGGGCGAUGGCUCGUUUGCAAAGGAUUCGUCGUCAGGAGAAAUUUUUGCGACAAAAGGCUGCGGAGAUGAUUGCUCGUGGUGUGGAGAGUCUGGACGAGUUAGAGGCCCAGGAGCGUCUGGAGUUGGAGUCCAACAUGCUCAAUCAGACACCCGAGUUUCUAGCAGACUUGGGUUUCCCUAUUCCUGAUGAGUUUUUAUUCUCUGGUGGAACUGUUCAAGCGACGUCGAGCAGUUCGUGA